Pectinophora gossypiella (pink bollworm) is the source of this 2033-nucleotide messenger RNA. RefSeq lists its product as uncharacterized. Lineage: Eukaryota; Metazoa; Arthropoda; Insecta; Lepidoptera; Gelechiidae. Bases 3 to 1697 code for a protein of 564 amino acids. The record is from RefSeq and is a predicted model, not a curated record. The transcript has 3 exons.
UGAUGUUCUGUGUGUCGCUACUCCUCAUACACACGCAUGAAGACAUGGUGCUGCUACGGAGAGUGAAUUCUGCAGACAAAAAGAUGUUGGAAAGUCUGCGAAGCCAGCUGAUGGCAGACAACAUGGACUAUGACGACAAGACGACGCCUGCCAGCGUGUCUGGUUCUACCAGCGACGAGCACCACCCUAUGGAUGACAUCACUCAGAUCGAGGACCACUCGGCGAUCUCUGCAGAACUCCAUACCAGCUCCAGAGAACUUCUCCCACCGCCACGUCUGCACCCGCGCGUCCAGUACGCGCCCGUCUAUCAGAAACAUACUCCACGCAAGAAACGUAUUCCACAUAAAAUGAAGCUUCCUACAGAUUCUCUGGACCGCUCUUUUGAUCCUAUCAAACCGUCGAAACAUACCAGUACUUCAACUGACCCUUUUCUGAGUAUUGAUCCUAGUUUUCAUAACGGUGUAACUUCUAAACACAGUCCAUUUUCUUCAAAGCCUAAUCAGCACCGUGACUCGUUCAUUAAACGACAAGACCCAAUCCUGAUUAUAGCUUCUGGACAUCAGAACAGCCAGACUGCUAUCCAAAACUCUGCCAACAACUGCAAGAAGGAUCUUCCUACCCAGAAUAGUCCCGAAAGCAAUCCGAAAUUAACUGAACUGUUUAACCAGUAUCUUCAACCGUUGAAACCUAGUUCUGGAUACCAGUUCCGUGCUUUUGACGUGAACCGUACUCACGACUAUUCUAAUGUCAAGCCUAUUCACAAUCACCACACGAAUACCAGUCAAACUCGCGAGGUUCCACUUUACCAAGGUCCUGACCAGUCUCCGAACGAUAAGGUUUCCCUUUUCAAGGAGAAUAGCGAGUUUCCAAGCCAAACUAAUGCUUAUCUAAGUCCCAUUCACGACGGCUCUAUCCAAAAUACUCCUUCCAGCAACAUAAAUCGAAACCUUUCUCCAUCAAAUGACAAUAUCGAGCCACAUAUCCAAAAUCCUACAAAUCAAAAUAGUGACACCAGCUAUCCGCGUCUACCUAACCAAAACCAGGGCCACCAUGGUAUUAAUGAUAAUCCAUUUCCAUCGGAGCAAAAGCCGUUCAAACAAGAUCAGUUUGAGCCUCGUGUUAGUGGAAGUCAACCUGUCGAUCAGAACAGCCCGCGUGACGAGCUCUUGAAGCAUGUCUCACUACACAAGCAUGUAAAGCUCGUAUACAAUCCAUACCACCCGGACCCGGCGCCCGCGCCGCCUCCUCAGUACCACGCCUACCGCUACGUCCCCACGACACGCUCUACCACCACCGCCACUCGAAUGACCUUUCGCAUGAACACGUUACCAGAUGAACUAAGUGGAAAAGAAUCUAAAGAACGAACGAAAAAAUCUCGAUUCACGUUGAAAAGGCGAGAUGAUCCUGAAGACAGGCCAUCGAGGACAUUCAAAGGGUUCAAGGUAGUGGACGGGAUGGAGGUGGUGAGUGAACACAGCGAGGAGAAAUGGGAACAGUCAGACUCAGGAACUUCGCCACAACCUGAGAAGAUCAUGACACCAACGGUGACAGAGCAUCCGGACUCAAAGUUGCACAAGGCCGUGCUUAAAGCGGAGGCUCGCAUCGCGCCGCGAGAACCUCUGGUAAGCAAUGACAACAACAACAAAGAUCAUCGCGAGGAAUACCUCCGCUUGAAGUAUACUUUUGGAGUGUUGUAACACUUUGCAAAGAGCGAGUCUUAUCUUUGCUGGGACACGCCCUCGUGUAUCAGGCACUGUUUAUGGUGUUCCCGUCGUCAUCAGCCCUAUUACGGUAGAGCAAAGGAAGUGCCUAUUUAGAACUUCUCAUUUCAAUUCGCAUUUUUUUACCAUUUAAGGUCUCUAUUUUACAACUAAAUACGAGACCAGGGUUCGCACAGAAAAUACAAAGAUGUGGCCUCGUUAGGGGAAUUUCCCCUUCCAAAAUUGUAGAAAACUACAUUCAUCAGACUUCUAGAGAUUUCGAUUUUAGACAUAUAACGUCGUAAAUAUUUUCUCAAAGUACAAGAUGUAAGA